CAUGGAGAAGUUUCGGGCGGUGCUGGACCUGCUCCUCAAGCACCGCAAUGCGCUGGGUUACGGCCUGGUGAGCCUGCUGACGGCGGGCGGGGAGCGCGUCUUCUCCACCGCGGUGUUCCAGUGCCCGUGCAGCGCCGCCUGGAACCUGCCCUACGGCCUGGUCUUCCUGCUGGUGCCGGCGCUGGCGCUCUUCCUCCUGGGCUACGUGCUGAGCGCGCGCACCUGGCGCCUGCUCACCGGCUGCUGCGCGCCGGGCGCGCGCAUUGACUGCGGCGCAGCGCUGCGCGGGGCCCUGGUGUGCGCGCAGCUCAGCGCUGUCGCUGCGGUCGCGCCGCUCACCUGGGUGGCCGUGGCGCUGCUCGGGGGCUCCUUCUACGAGUGCGCCGCCAGCGGGAGCGCCUUCGUGGCGCGGCGCCUGUGCUUCGGCCGCAGCCCCGGCUGCGCGGCCCAGCUGCCGCUGGUGCCCUGCCAUCAGGUCCAGGCGCCCGACGUGCAGGACCUGCAGAAGGAGCUCAAGGCCCAGUCGCAGGUGUUGGGCUGGGCCCUGAUAGCAGUUGUUAUCAUUGUCCUCCUGAGUUUUACAUCCAUCACCCGAUGCCUAUCUCCAGUUAGCUUCCUGCAGCUGAAAUUUUGGAAAAUCUAUCUGGAACAGGAGCAGCGGAUCCUUAAAAGUCAAGCCACAGAACACGCAACCGAACUGGCAAAAGAAAAUAUCAAGUGUUUCUUUGAGUGUUCACAUCCAAAGGAAUACAACACUCCAAGCAUAAAAGACUGGCAGCAAAUUUCAUCACUAUAUACUUUCAAUCCAAAGGAACAGUACUACAGCAUUUUGCACAAAUAUGUGAACAGAAAAGAGAAGAAUCGAAGUAUCAGAUCUUCCAAAGAAGAUGCAGUGGUUCCUGUUCUUGGCUUUGUAGAUUCAUCUGAUAUCAACAGCACUCCAGACGUAUGACCUUAUGAAUAGGAAAAAAGUUCUUUUGAGUUAUUGAUUCAUUAACAAAAUUAAACAUUGGUAUUGUUUAUGACUUUUUUUUUUUUUGGUCUUCCAAAUUAUGGAAACAUAGCAUAUUAAAUCAAAUAAAAAUUUAGAA
Messenger RNA from Balaenoptera ricei (Rice's whale), 1091 nucleotides. RefSeq names its product calcium homeostasis modulator family member 6 (gene CALHM6). The transcript has 2 exons. Gene Ontology annotation, molecular function: monoatomic cation channel activity. The record is from RefSeq and is a predicted model, not a curated record. NCBI's taxonomy places the organism in Eukaryota, Metazoa, Chordata, Mammalia, Artiodactyla, Balaenopteridae. The coding region runs from base 2 to 952 and encodes 316 amino acids.